Messenger RNA from Leguminivora glycinivorella, 1583 nucleotides. It is a transcript of the gene Uxt, whose product is annotated as protein UXT homolog. Gene Ontology annotation, biological process: negative regulation of transcription by RNA polymerase II. NCBI's taxonomy places the organism in Eukaryota, Metazoa, Arthropoda, Insecta, Lepidoptera, Tortricidae. The record is from RefSeq and is a predicted model, not a curated record. The coding region runs from base 461 to 907 and encodes 148 amino acids. Gene Ontology annotation, molecular function: transcription corepressor activity. The transcript has a single exon.
UUUUGGUUUGGUUUACAUGGGGUCUAUAUGAGGCUUCUAAACUUUUUCACUCUGCCAUAUGAAGCUUUUGAUGUCUUUAUCUAACAUGUAAGCAAGAGAGUGAUAUCAAUAGUUAUGGGCCACAUAAAUCACAUGCAUUGAAUCAAGGUCGCGGAGCGAUCGUGUGUUAACUACUAAAAUCCAACCUUAUCCAAGCAGUAUGACCAUCUGUUAUUGGCUAAAAAAACAUUAUAACUGUCACAGUGUUCUGUCAUUACUGUCAUUCAAUUCAAUGGCUGUUUUGUUUUGUUGAGGCAAGAUAACCUGUUCCGCACAUUUUAAUGCUGAAAAGUAAAUGAAUACUUUCGACUAUUUUUUCAGUUUCACUAUUUUUAAGUAGUACUAUCUGUCAAGGGGUGUUAAAUUAAAAAUAUACCAUGUUACUUAAAGAAUAACUGCAGUAUUUAGAAACUAAACAGCCAUGGCUAGUGCACAAAUCGAGGAAUCUAUUGCAAAAUACGAAGCGUUCAUCAACGAUGUCUUAAAGGAAGACCUGAAAAAAGUGGAUUGGCGACUGCAACAAAUAAACGCCGAAAUCACCGACCUGAUUCAACAAAAACAUACUCUUGAAGUGGUGACAUCUAAAGAAAAACACCCAGAAGGCUUCAAAACACAGGUGAACAUAGGAUGCAACUUUUUCAUGGAGGCCUCAGUUCCGGACACUUCGACGAUGCUGAUUAACGUUGGACUGAAUAAUUUCCUUGAGUUUCCUGCAGAAGAAGUGGUGAAGUAUUUGGAUGUGCGAAUAAAGGCAUUUGAGAGGAAAGCGGAGGAGUUGAAAGACCAAAGUGCUAAGACUAAGGCUCAUAUUAAGCUUAUGUUGUUCGGUAUUGGAGAGCUGCAGGAGAAAGCAACUAAGAAGGGAUAAAGUUAUACAUUUUUAUUAAUCAAUUUGGUUAAUAAUAUAACAAACCAGAGAUUGUGGUUUGCAACAAGUUUUGUGAACAUUUAAAUACUGAAAGGUAUACCUUGACAAUAUGUGAUUGUAUUUAGUAAAAUAUUCUACUUUGUCGUUUGCUAUGAAGCCUCUUUGUCUCUCACAACGAACAACGAUCUUGUAGGGCAAAUGUAACUGGUCCGUUUUUUACAUGUUUUACAAUGUUUGCAUUAUUAAAUAGAGUGUCCACUGGUUAUAAUAUGGUAGGUGUGUUCAGUGGACACAUGUAGAACACAACAUCAUAGUGUAAUAAUGGAAAAAAUGGAUCAGUUACAAUUGCCCCCAGUCAAGAUUUGCCCCACUGUAUUUGCUUGUAAGGGCAAAUCACAAGUGGGAUGUUUUUUGUUACAUGAAAAUCUAGCCAAAUACAUCAACUUCAUAUUAGUAUGUAGACUGAGCACUAAACAAGUAUUUUAUGCCACUUUGGGUGAAUAUUUUGCCCAAGGGUUCUUUGGCAAUCCACUGUUCUGUAGUUUUUAUGUUUGUGUAUGAAGUAUAUGAGCAUUUCUUUUUUUUUGCCACUUUUAUGAAGUGUGAUAUUUAAAAAAAAAAAUGCUAUUUCUACUCAGAAUUACUAGCCUUUUCAAUCCUAGUAGUUAAAAAAAAU